This is a messenger RNA of Labrus mixtus (cuckoo wrasse), 2548 nucleotides long. RefSeq names its product Ras homolog, mTORC1 binding like 1 (gene rhebl1). The coding region runs from base 370 to 924 and encodes 184 amino acids. Gene Ontology annotation, cellular component: plasma membrane. Gene Ontology annotation, molecular function: GTPase activity; GTP binding; GDP binding. Lineage: Eukaryota; Metazoa; Chordata; Actinopteri; Labriformes; Labridae. The record is from RefSeq and is a predicted model, not a curated record. The transcript is spliced from 8 exons. Gene Ontology annotation, biological process: small GTPase-mediated signal transduction.
CGGUGUGCUUACACAAUGACAGUUUCCGUCAGUUUGACUUGCAAAUCGUAGUCGUGUUUGAACAGCCUUUUUUUUUCGUUUCAUGUUUCCGUUGAAACGUCUAUUUCAUAAAUUACAAUUAACGAUCGACAUCUUUUACAAUAUAUGGUCCAGAGAGAGACAUUUCCUGGGUUUAAUACGAGUCGUACUUGCUGUACUUUAACUCUGAACUUCCAGCUCGAGGCCCAGCAGAGAGCUCGAGCGGCAGCUCUGAAAAGUUUGUUGUUGUCACGUGACGUGAGACGAAUGUGGCGAUAAAAGUUUGUUUCGGUAGUAAAACUAGGUGGCGGUCUACUUUACCAUAGCCAAUUGAACACCGUUUUCCUCACAAUGCCUCAACCAAAACAUCGAAAGAUUGCAGUUAUGGGUUACAGGUCUGUAGGAAAGUCAUCCCUCACGAUACAGUUUGUGGAAGGACAGUUUGUUGACUCCUAUGAUCCCACCAUCGAAAACACCUUUAACAAACUGGUCAAUGUGAAUGGUCAGGACUUUAAUCUUCAGCUGGUUGAUACAGCUGGACAAGAUGAGUACUCUAUUUUUCCACAAUCCCACACAAUGGAUAUCCAUGGUUACGUCCUUGUUUACUCAGUGACUUCUGCGAAAAGUUUUGAAGUUGUGAAGGCUCUACAUGACAAGAUGCUGGACAUGGUUGGGAAGAUUCAAGUCCCAACUGUUCUUGUAGGGAACAAAAAAGACCUCCACAUGGAAAGAGUUAUUAAGCCAGAGGAGGGAAAGAAACUUGCUGAUACCAUGGGUGCUGCGUUCAUGGAGUCCUCAGCCAAGGAGAAUGAGACUGCAGUGGAGGUUUUCAAGCGGAUCAUUUUGGAGAUGGAGAAAGCUGAUGGAAAUGCCCCCCAAGAGGAGAAGAAGUGUGCUGUGAUGUAAGAGUGUAUCCAGGACAUCAGUAAACUCAGUUGCUGAAGACAGGAGGCACAUCUUCACCGGCCAACAAAACGCAACCUCACAAAUACCAAGACAUGGCAGUAGAUUGAUUUCUGCUCCACCAUGAUACCAUCUUGAUUUCCAUAGCAAGACAACUGCCAAGACAGUCUGCAAACUAUCCCGGUGAAUGUAAAGGUAGAAGUUUCCAAGAGCAAGAUUAAUCUCUGUUUAAGGCAAAGAAGCAAAGUCAACCAAUACUUUCUUUAGUACAGGAAUGCUAUCUAUGACUUCUGAAAAUCUUGACCUUGACUUAAGCCAGAAAACAUUAAAAAAAAAGAAAAAAGAAUAGAAUUGAAAAGUAUUUGAUUCUUUUGAAUUGCAUCACACUUUUUCCAAGAACUUAAAAAUGGGUUCUGACGUCUGAGACAUCAUUGGCUUAUGUCUCAUAACUGACUAGUUUAGCUAAUCUCAAGUGAGGACUUGUAACCGUCUAAGGAUUGGUAUUAUCUAGCAGGUCUUUUUUGACAGUGACAGUCACAGUACACAUUGCUUUAAAUGUGGUGCGAAAAUGUCAGUAUUUCUCACAAAUAGUGGAUUUCCUUAAACACCCAGGAAUGAGGUUUCACACAUGAAAUCUCACUGUUUGUGUCACUGUUAUAUUUAUCAACUCAUCUUCAGGUACCUUUCACCAAUGAACUCUGGAACUCUUGUGUCUUCACAAUGGAGGGAUCUGUUUAUCUUAACUCACAUUUAAAGCUCUUCUGUGAAGUGGAUUAGAUCUUUGUAUCAACAGUUUAAUUCUUCUAAUUUCCUGUAAUGGAGAUGUUAUGUUAUUGACAUCCCUCAGAAAUUUAUUAUAGCUAUAAAUAGAUCUUUGGUAUUAACCAGCCAUGGCCUUUUUAUACAAUAUACAUAGAAUCAAAGAUAGUUUAUUAUUGGUUAUAUGCCGAGUGGUGCAGGUGUGCUAUCCCUUCAAUAUCCUUUAGUAGAAUAUAUGGUUUGAAAUGCAAUAUAAUUAUGAACAUUGUUGAUUGGCUAUUUUUUCAAAUAGAAUUGAACACUGCACAGGACUUUAAGUGGCUGAAGGCCACAAAGUUAGCUCAUGGUUUGGAUUCUAUGGAUCAUGCCAGCCAAAUAAAACUAAGCCAAGUUGGCAUGUUGUCCUUUUAUUGGAUAUUGGGACUUGCAUGGUCACUGUCAGAUACUUAAGAUCCUAAAUGACUUCUCCUCUUAGCUCUUGUAGCCUUACAAAGACAUGGCACAAUGUGCAUUUGUCUUCAUAAUCCUGAUGUUGUACCUGUAGUGGGUAAUUCUAAGUUUUUUUUUUUUUUUUUAUCAAGUGCUUUGCUGAAUAGAUAGUUUUUCGGGUGGUUGCUGAUGGUUAAAGAGAAGCUGGUGAUGCUGUGUCUUGUGCCUUACAGUUCUUCGAACACCCCCAUCUUCUUCCCGUCAUGACUUAAGGUGCUCUUCAAGGUCCCCCACCACCCCUACCCUCUUCUGUUCACUUGAUACUUUGGUGCAGGUGGUGUUGUACACCUGAACAUUAUUACACCCUUGGGGGUUAAUGUUAAUUCAGAAAUCUUGCUGUAAACAGUUUUGUAUAUAAAUAAAUCUGUUACUCAUUUGA